AUGGUCGGCAUUCCGUAUUUAAAACGCAAACUUGACGAGGGAUAUGAUAUCCAUGCUGCUCCGCAUGCAGCCCUUGUCUCAGGAAUGGGAGGAGGUCCUCGAUACCAUCCAUCAGAUGAGCUGCCUCAUAACCCAACAGUGAAGCAACGAUUAUUAUUCUAUUACAAAUGGUUUUUGCGGAACGUUUACCCUUCGAUAAAUGGGGCCUACUACUUUUCAAUACUGGCUUUCAAUUUAGCCUACCUUUUUGAUAACACCAAGUAUUCGUCUCCAUUCUUAUGGCUGAUAGGAACGAGAAUCAGGCGAUUGAGUCCAGCAGAUCACAAAGCGAUUGCAAUGGCAACGGCAGCCAACACACCCCAUACAGGCGCGUCGAGAUCACGAUCACGGCCGAGUGCUUUAAGCCUUUUAAAUCCCCAAGCCAUAUACCCUCAUUUACUAGGGUCCCUUAAAAUUCUCUUGCCAGCGUCAAUUUUCGCUCUAAAAUUCCUCGAAUGGUGGCAUGCAAGCGACUUUUCGAGGCAACUUGCCAAACAAGCUACCCAGUCCAUUGAACUUCCCGCUCCAGUGGUAACUGGAAUACCGUCAAAAUCCACUGCAACAGAUGUUAAAAGUGAGAAGUCGACAUUGGCGGAGGCAGAUAGACCGAAACAAUGUCGUACAAAGUCUCCAAUAUCGUCUAUAACUCUACUGCCAAUCUUUACUGUCCCAAUACCCCCGGUUGAUCCGGACACCUCUCAGACGCCAUGUCCAAUAUGUCUUAAUGCGCUUGUUAAUCCUACUGCUUGUCAGACCGGCUAUGUUUACUGCUAUACCUGUAUAUUCAGAUGGCUGAAUGGUGAACAUGACCGCCAAAUCGAGUUUAUGAACGGAGCCGGUAAUGGUGCUGCAUGGGAAGACGAUGAUAAAGAUGACGAAAAUGAAAAGGGUGGGAAAGAUUCAACCAGUAGGGAAGGGAGAUGGGAAAAUGGGAAAGGGCGAUGUCCAAUUACCGGCCGAAGAGUUCUAGGAGGAACAGAUGGACUGAGGAGGGUUCUUGUAUAA
This is a messenger RNA of Trichophyton rubrum CBS 118892, 1044 nucleotides long. RefSeq lists its product as uncharacterized. Gene Ontology annotation, biological process: protein monoubiquitination; protein import into peroxisome matrix. The transcript has a single exon. The record is from RefSeq and is a predicted model, not a curated record. Gene Ontology annotation, molecular function: ubiquitin-protein transferase activity; zinc ion binding; protein binding. Lineage: Eukaryota; Fungi; Ascomycota; Eurotiomycetes; Onygenales; Arthrodermataceae. Gene Ontology annotation, cellular component: peroxisomal importomer complex; peroxisomal membrane. The coding region runs from base 1 to 1044 and encodes 347 amino acids.